This is a messenger RNA of Neodiprion virginianus, 6426 nucleotides long. RefSeq names its product unconventional myosin-IXb (gene dachs). The transcript has 18 exons. Gene Ontology annotation, biological process: vesicle transport along actin filament; actin filament organization. The record is from RefSeq and is a predicted model, not a curated record. Gene Ontology annotation, cellular component: myosin complex; vesicle; actin cytoskeleton. Gene Ontology annotation, molecular function: ATP binding; actin filament binding; cytoskeletal motor activity. The coding region runs from base 585 to 4340 and encodes 1251 amino acids. Lineage: Eukaryota; Metazoa; Arthropoda; Insecta; Hymenoptera; Diprionidae.
AGUCCUCUCAGCCGUUCCUCCGGAACCUCGAAGCGUGCUUCGCACUGUCACCUGACCGUCAGGACUUCCGAGUAUCCGCGCACCCUUCGACCCUCUUUGAUUCCACCCACCCUGAACGACUCGACGAAUUUCCCGGAGGAUCGCUUUACCGACCAAAAAUCGGACCGUCGGAUCGUCUUUUCCGGAUUUUUUUUUAGACACCGAAUAUUUGAGAAAAAAAGUUACUCAAGGUUUUUGGUUGACUUUAUUACUACGCGGUAAACGGACUGAACUACACGGACGCCGGUGAUCAAUGUUUGUUUUCCCGAGUGAUACUGAUUUGUGGACUGUGACAGAAACGUGGAGUGAUGAUCGAUCCGUUUAUACGUGUGAUAGAUCGAUCGAUGAGAGAUACUGUCACGAAAACUUGGCGAUGCUUGUUGGAAACGACGUUUUUUAAGGAUUAACCCCGGUCCGAGUACAACAAUGAUGCUGCUCCUUAGGACGUCCGGCGGAUCAAAAGACUCGGAAGUUGGGAGGCUGGGUCAUCCAUCGGGAGAUUGCACGAUCACCUGGGUGUAGCGGCACACUUCACCGGACGCGAUAUGUGCUUUGGACGCGACCGAGGCGCCCGCAAUGGAAUAAAGCGAAGCGAUGCGAUGCUGAAACACUUUGUGCUCCUGCAUGACAUGCUGCAGGCGUCAACUGCGGGGCACCAAGUCGAUCGUUCGAGGGUCGGUUUCAACGGGAUCAUCAACUCGGGGAUGAUGCUUCUGCCGGACGAGACUUACGAGGAGCGUUCAGCUUCGAGGCGAAGCUCCUCGGCCAGCAAUGGGAACGCCGAUUCCCUCGAGGAUAACGACGACGUCGUCGACGCCGCGAGAGCUCUCGCGGAUCUGAAGCGGUGCGACGACUUCCUCAAGCGCCACAACAUCCGGCCCGAAUUCUUCUGCCGGCACAGAGAGCGACUCGCCCUCCAAUCCUGGCUGCUCCAGAGAUCGACCGCGUCCUCCAAACACACCUCCGAUGCGUCUUCGUCGAACGAGGCGGUGCACCUGCAGCAGCGUCUGAGGAGUUUAAGCACCGAGCUUGUAACCCUCAGAAACCGACUCCACGUUGGGCAGCCCCAAAACUCGGGCAAAAGUUCUGAAAAAGGACACGGGGCCCCGGCGGUUCCUCCGAGGACGACUUUGCCCCCGCCACCGACGGCCGCAUCCCACGGGACAAGCUACCCUCUGACCGGGACGAGCAUAGCGCACCCCCGCAACGCUCAUUCGGCGAAUAAUAAUAACAACAACAACAGCAGCACCAACAACAACAAUAACAGCGCUAACAAUAACAACACCCUCGGUCGGAACUCCGCAGCGAAUAAUGUCAUUUCCGAUCCUGACUCACCGAAGAAACGUCACCUGGUCCUGGACGAUGGGAUAGUGUCCUGCGUGACGGCGCUGGGCUCCCUGCCACCGCCUCCGAUAGCAAGUAUAAUCUCGGAUGCGAGGAACGUCAAGACGUCGUUGCACCACAGGUGCCUCGUCAAGACGCUGACGACGCCGACCUCCGUAUCGACGAACUCCUGCACGACCCUAGACGACCUGAUUCACCUUUCAGGACCGCUGACGGAAGACGCGGUACUAAAGUGUCUUCAAGCGAGGUUCUGCGCCGAACAGUAUCACACAAAUGUGGGCCCCAUCCUCGUGUCGAUUAACCCAUACCAUGACGUCGGAAAUCCGUUGACGUUGACGAGCACCAGAACUAUACCUCUGGCACCGCAGCUCAACAGGGUUGUUCAAGAGGCUGUUAGGCAGCAAUCAGAGACGGGUUAUCCGCAGGCAAUAAUUCUGUCUGGAACGAGUGGCUCGGGCAAAACCUACGCAUCGAUGCUCCUCCUGAGACAGCUUUUUGACGUAGCUGGUGGCGGGCCAGAAACAGAUGCGUUCAAGCACUUGGCAGCAGCCUUUACAGUCCUGAGGUCACUCGGAUCAGCAAAGACGGCAACGAAUUCCGAGAGCUCAAGAAUAGGCCACUUCAUCGAAGUUCAAGUGACGGACGGCGCCUUGUACCGGACGAAAAUCCACUGCUACUUCCUAGAUCAAACCAGGGUGAUAAGGCCGCUACCGGACGAGAAGAACUAUCACAUAUUCUACCAGAUGCUCGCUGGACUAACCCACGAAGAGAGAGCAAAGCUGAACCUCGAGGGUUACAACCUCAAUAAUUUAAGGUACCUGCAACACGGUGACACGAGGCAGGAAGAGACUGAGGAUGCGGUCAGGUUCCAUUCGUGGAAAGCUUGCUUGGGAGUCCUUGGAAUACCAUUUCUGGACGUGGUCAGGGUCCUGGCCGCAGUCUUGAUACUUGGUAACGUCGGGUUCACGGACGGACCUGGUGUCGAGGUCAGCGUGGUCGGAGAGAGCGAGCUAAGCGCAGUGGCGGCUUUGCUGGGAGUUCCGCCGCCAGCUUUGCUGAGGGGUUUGACUUCCAGAACGCACAACGCCAGAGGACAGCUGGUGAAAUCUGUCUGCGAUGCAAAUAUGUCCAACAUGACCAGAGACUCCCUCGCCAAGGCUUUGUACUGUCGGACAGUGGCGACCAUCGUCAGAAGGGCGAACAGCCUCAAGAGAUUGGGAUCCACCCUCGGCACCCUCUCUUCGGACUCCAAUGAGUCCGUUCACAAUCAGGCCGAGGUAACCAGUCAGCACGCCUCCACCAUCGGCAGUUCAGCAGGUGGAACCGGCUCGAGAAGUAUGGCGGCGUUAAACAACGCGGUAAGACAUGCGACGGACGGUUUUAUCGGUAUCCUAGACAUGUUCGGGUUCGAAGACCCAAAGCCGAGCCAGCUUGAGCAUCUAUGUAUAAAUCUGUGCGCGGAAACGAUGCAGCAUUUUUAUAACACCCACAUAUUCAAAAGUUCGAUCGAGAGCUGCAGGGACGAGGGGAUACACUGCGACGUGGAGGUAGAUUACGUUGACAACGUGCCUUGCAUCGAUCUCAUCUCAUCACUGCGCACGGGUCUAUUGAGUAUGCUCGACGUCGAAUGCUCGAUAAGAGGAACAGCUGAGAGCUACGUGUCCAAGGUUAAGGUUCAGCACAAACAGAACCCCAGGCUUUUCGAGUCCAGGAUGGUCGACUGCAGGUCAUUUGGUAUUCAGCACUUCGCUGGGAGGGUUGCUUACGACGCCUCCGACUUUCUCGACACGAACAAGGACGUGGUGCCCGACGAUCUUGUCGCCGUAUUCUACAAGCACACCUGCAGCUUUGGAUUCGCGACGCACCUCUUCGGUAGCGAAUUGAAAGCCCUCUAUGCCAACGACACGGUUCCCCGAGGAGUAAGCUUCCGGAUAUCACCAACGUCACACACGGACCUGCUUAACGGAGACGAGCCUAUAUCCACCCUUACCCAAGACUUCCACACGCGGCUGGAUAACCUUCUGAGAACACUGGUACACGCUAGGCCUCAUUUCGUCAGAUGCAUCCGCAGCAAUAGUUCCGAAACACCGGACCAUUUGGAUCGAGGAGUCGCAAUGCGGCAGAUCAGGUCACUUCAGGUUCUCGAAACCGUCAAUUUAAUGGCCGGAGGGUAUCCACACCGAAUGCGUUUCAAGGCAUUCAACACCCGGUACAGACUCUUGGCGCCGUUCAAGCAGCUGCGAAGGGCGGAAGAGCAGGCCGCCGAAGACACGAGACUCAUACUGCAGAACGCCCAGCAGAUGAAGAGCAAGUUCUCCGCGAGUACCAGCUGGGCUCUGGGCAAACGUCACAUAUUUCUGAGUGAAGGUAUUCGCCAGCAGCUCGAAGCCAUGCGCGCCGACACUCGGCGGCAGGCUGCCACUGCCAUACAGGCCAUCUGGCGAGGAUGGCGAAUCCGGAGGAGAUUGCCAAUUCUCAGAUCGGUCAUCGGCAUCGGCUCAAGCGUCGUUCAAAAACAGCAACAGAAUCUUUCAGUUGGCCAGAGAGGAGUGUCCGCCGGAACUGGAAACGCGAACAGUAACGGCGCUCGUCCCAGGCCUCAACCGAUCGCUGGUACCCCACCUCCAGAUCCAACGGAAAAGUGUGCCGAUCAAAAGAUGAUUCAGCAGACCUGCACCCUCUUUGGCCUUGACCUCGAACGGCCACCACCAGUACCUCCGUCGAGGUCUUACACCGUCACCGGAAAUACAAAGUUGGGCUAUCCACAGUCGAGGGUGAUGAAGUCGCCGUUUCCAGCAGAAGGAGGAGACGGCGAGAUUACGCUGUACAAGGGUGAGACGGUGAUCGUGGUCGGAGCUUCGUCGAGAAGAGGGCAUCUCCUGGUUGAGCACAACGGUUCGACGCUGCACGUUCCGUACCAGUUCAUGGAGUUGAAGCCCUACAACGUGAACGUAUGAUGAAUAAGCCAUUAUUGUGAGUUGGCGAGUAGAUAUUUUGUUCGACGUUAACGCCGUCCAGACUACGUUGUUGUACGACGAGUGUAGGAAAACUCGGUGGUGCAUGUACGUUCAGCCGGCAAUUGUUUGUUCAAAGUUCGGAGUGAGGGUGGGUCGCGGGUUCAGGAACCGCCUAUAGAGUCACUGGGAGUUAAUUUACCGCGAUCACUCAGCUCCACCCCGUUCCGGGGCCGCUCCGCGGAAUCUGCAAAGUUUCGAACACUCGAUUCUAUCGUAUUAAUUGCCCCUGCAGCGCGAUGCAAUCGUCGUAUUCCCAGUUCAAGUACAUUACUCAGUUCGUUACCAACGCGGCACUGCAUGCAGUUCUGUAUCAUUAUUUAUGACAAGAUCAUACAUCCGUGCACGCCACUCUGCGUGCAAAAGUUUCCGUAAUGCAUACCUACUCAGGGACCGCGCUUCGCUGACGUUUGUAAUACCGACGCGAAAGGCAAUUCCCUCUACGUCUUUGGAAAAAGCGAUCAUCGCAGGAUACCAAGCGCGGAAUUACCGAAAUCUGUAUGAUUCCUAUAAAUGAUCCGUUUAUACAUUCAAAAUGUAGUUUUGUUUCCACUUCGGAUAACAUGUACAUCUUGCGGUGAGGAGAAAAUAAAAAAAUGUGACGGAAAAUGUGUGCACACAAGGAGUGUGAUUCAAUAAGGAUUCAAAAAUUACAAGGAUCAAGAUCAAUCAAGUCAAAUUCAGUUGUGGUAAUACUUUCUCAGAAUGAAAGAAAAAAUUUUGUACAACCUAAUUUCGUUUACAAAAGCGUAAAUAUUAAUUAUAUCAUGACAAUGACAUUUUUUCGAUACCACACAUGUCUUUUUUUUUGUUGUUUUUCAACAAUUGCCACGAAUUGUAGCUCAUUUUGUGCGUAAAUAAAUGCUCUGGAAAUUAAAAUUCAGAAAACUUAAACGUACAAAGAAAAUGAACUCACAUCGAUGAAAAAGCGGAACGGUAUUGUGAUCUUUGUGAUAACGAUUUUUAUUUCAAUAUAUAGUUUCCAAUAUUCUUCCAAUAUGUUGAUGGUGUGAUACGCCAACGUAAAAGUUUCGAGAAAUGGUAGCGAAAUCUUUCCGCACUCUGAUCACGUGCGCGCAAGUGUCUUGAUUCUCGCUUAUAUUCUCGAUAUUACACACUGAACUAUCGGCACGUUCAACGGCGGCAUCGAGACUCUUCGUUCGCCUUCAGAUCCUAGAUUUUUACCGAAAAUAUUGCGAGGAUUGUUUCACAAGCUCAGGCACGAAUUGUGUUUCAAUUUUGCUUGGUAAGAACUCGGUGCAAAAAUUGAAAAAAAAAAUAAAAAAUCGGCUUCACAUCUUUAUCAGACAAUUGAUUACGUGAUUCAAAUUAUCACCUUAUCCGACCUGUGUGUUAAUUUUCGUACUGUUUUUUUUUUUUUUUUCCACUUUAUUCGUAAUCUUAUACUACAACCUAAUUAACAAAACUCGAUCAUUGUCAACGGAAAAUUUCUCCAUUAGAUACAUUAUAUACACGUUAUUGCGUGAGUCUUGCACUGAGAAAAAUGUCAUUUGUUACAGUAAGUAGAAAAAUUCAGAAAACAGGUAUCGGUAAAAAAAAAAACUAUUUGAAUAUUGUUGGGAUUACGAAAAACGAGGUACGCCUAACCAUUUUGCGCUAUCGUCGAUCCUUUUUUGGUAAUGGCAACGCAAAAUCAGUUUGUUCGGUUUACGCUACUUUUUAGUUAAAUGAGGCUUUAACAUUAAAUUUUCGCAACAGUUACAAGAAAAUAUAGUAACAGUGAUCGUAAUGAGAAAGAAUAAUAACAGAUACUAGACUUUAUGGUAACAGUUAGAAAACUAAUUUACAUUUUCUACCUAGAACUAUAUUUUUUGAUUGUGGUAAAAAAUGUAAAUAGUUAAGGACUGUGCGGUAACCGGAACUAAAAAUUUCUCUCGGUGUGGUACAGGUUCGACAUUUGGAAGGAAGAGAGAACCAGUGAUCAAAAAAAAAAAAAAAUUGUGACCAAACAUUUUCAAUUAAAAAAAUUACUCUCGUCAAAACGAGCCACGAUCUUUGGGGAACACAC